This is a messenger RNA of Danaus chrysippus (African queen), 726 nucleotides long. Lineage: Eukaryota; Metazoa; Arthropoda; Insecta; Lepidoptera; Nymphalidae. The record is from the annotation of a GenBank genome assembly.
AUGGAAAAAGUUUUAACUGACGGGUCAUGGGUGGCCUCAAUAAGUGCUAUUGAAGUGAAUAUAACGAGUGAAUAUAAACCAGACCUCGGAUGGAAGGUGAUGUGUAACUGGCAAACACUGGACAACGACACAUUACAGUCUGUCAGAUUAUAUAACAAUGGACAACAGUUUAUGAUUUAUAGACCCGAGAAACAUGGACAUUCACGUAAUGAGAUAUUCAACACACCCGAGAAGAAAAUAAGCGUUAAUUGCGCUUUAACAAAAGACCGAGGGCAGGAAGGUUUUUGUAAUCUGUUGUUAGAGCCGUAUCAACCACCUACAAGUAACUUUAUUUAUUCUUGCGAAGUCUCUGGUGAGAGACCAAUGUUCCGUAUCGGCAGGAAAGAUGUCUCUGUCAAGAUUCUUGUACCACCUUCGAACGCAGAGAUUGUAACCGAUGAAAUCCGUGAGCAUCAUGAAUUACCUAGUCGCGUGAUGUUGAACUGUUCUUCCACGGGACUACCGGCGCCAAAUUUGGAAUGGACAGUUAAUAAUGAUAAGCAGAUGUUGGAGCGUUUAGUUGCCCCACAGGUAACAAAAGUAAAAAUAAUGGAUAUAUUCUUACCGAACUUCGAUCCUGAUGGCAGCAUUGACAUUAGUGAAUGGUGUCAGGACAUCAGCACAGCGAUGAACCAUUACGAGUUGAAAGAUUAUGAAGUUCGGAUGAAAGUUAUGUCUCUUCUAUAA